Molecule: messenger RNA, 1742 nt
Organism: Belonocnema kinseyi
Lineage: Eukaryota; Metazoa; Arthropoda; Insecta; Hymenoptera; Cynipidae
Gene: cpx
Product: complexin
Exons: 5
Coding region: 282-704 (140 amino acids)
Biological process (GO): regulation of neurotransmitter secretion; synaptic vesicle exocytosis; neurotransmitter transport
Cellular component (GO): terminal bouton; SNARE complex
Molecular function (GO): syntaxin binding
Source: RefSeq, a predicted model, not a curated record
CGACCGUUUGCCACGAGACUUCGAGCUCGCACACUGACAUACACGUUUUUCUCUUCCUUCUUUCUCUCUCUCUCUUUCUGUCCCUCUGUCUCCGUUGUAGAGCUACGGACCAGUGGUCAUCCGAGCACAAAGUCGCGAGAGAGAGAGGAGAAGACUUAAUAGUACCAAACUAUAAAAAAGUCAAUCGCAGCGGAACCGGUUCGCCGUCGCCGUCGACGUUGUGAGUUUCGUCGCAGUUUGAUCACCAGAUUUAAACCAAGGUAGAACCAGAAGGCACCAAGAUGGCGGCUUUCGUAGCGAAGCAGAUGGUCGGGAACAAACUUAACGCCGUUAAAGGGGCGGUUGGUGGUGAAGGUGGUGACGAAGAUGACAAGGAAAAGGAGGAAGAGGCCGAGAGGGAGAGGCAAGAGGCCAUCAAGGAAGCUGAGGACCGACGAAAAGAGAAGCACCGUAAAAUGGAAGAAGAACGGGAAAAAAUGCGACAAGAGAUCAGGGACAAGUAUAACAUAAAGAAAAAGGAGGAAAUCCAGGAAAUACAGCAAGAAGAACCCAACCCUCUAAUGCGCAAGAAGAAGACGCCAGAGGAACUGGCGGCUGAAGCGGAAGCGGAGGAUGAAGACGAAUUCACCAAACUUAAGAACACGAUAGAGACGCAGGUGAAUGAAAUCAAGACACAAAUCGAAAGUAAAUGCAGCCUCCAAUGAGUCCACCCCACGAUGCGGUCGGCCACGAUGGCGUCUUCAGUCAUCAAGAUCGCGUCCGUCUCUCUAUCCCGACGACCAGCAAACGAAAAUAGCAAACGCGGCUGUGCCUGUUUAGGAUCGAUGGACGCCACCAAAACCAAAAGAAAAAAGCAAGACACCUUUGGCUUAUAUACAAAAAUUUCAGGUCGCAAAUUCUACCCGGAAGUGAAGAGGCCAAUAACAGCUUAGAAAAAACAUAUAUAAAAAUAUAGAAAUCUCGAGCCCAUGUUCUUUGCGAUCCUCGUUGAAGUGUUUAAGCCUCCAAAGCACGAAGGGCUAAAGUUAACAACAGUUAAACGAGAAUAGCGUUCUAACCAAUCCUUCGCCACUUCAGAAGUUUUCUUCUUCGGUCUUUCAAAGUCUACAGAAAAAAAUAAAUGUCCUGAAAGAGAACAACCCGUGCCUUCGAAGCAAAUUUCCUGCAAAUGACACCAAAUUCCCCAAUCGGAUUUCGAAAGGUAGGGAAAAAUCAAAGGAAGAAAAUCGAAGAAUCUAAAUUAGCAAAAGCCAAAGGAAUAAGCGAUCUGAGAACGUUUGUGUGCGAAAGGGUAAAAUUUAGAGCGUCGCUGGAGAGGCAAUUAUAGGAAAAGCGGAAAAAAGAUUGUCCCGGAAAACAAAGGAUAUUUCCUCAAAACAAAGGCUGCCACUGCAUGCUUAUGAAUUGCCGCAGGAAAAUAGCGAGGAAAUGGCACGGAGAAAGGAGUCGAUUCGAGAGAAAAAAUGAAAAUGAAAAGAACGAUGGGACCGAGGGAACGACAUAAUAGUAGAGCAGUUCGUAGGAUAGGACGGGAAUUCACGGAGGGGCGGAGAUCAUAAUUAAAAUAUACAAAAGAAAAUAAACGAGGCUUGUAAAAAAUAGUGCUCUGCUUAAAUCCAUAUUCAGGGGAAAAUUUGUUUGCGCCUCGCUUUUCCUGAAAAGUACCAACAAUCCUGGAACUUUUAUAAAAACGGAAUCGGUUUUCUUUCACAAAAAUGCAUUUGAAGACAAUAAAAAAUAGA